Aspergillus bombycis is the source of this 492-nucleotide messenger RNA. RefSeq lists its product as uncharacterized. Bases 1 to 492 code for a protein of 163 amino acids. The record is from RefSeq and is a predicted model, not a curated record. The transcript has 2 exons. Lineage: Eukaryota; Fungi; Ascomycota; Eurotiomycetes; Eurotiales; Aspergillaceae.
AUGCAUGUUUUGAACAACCCCGUCGUCCUUUUGGCGCUGGCCACAGCCGCCCAAGCUAACCCGGUCGAGGUCACAAGUGACCUCCAGGCCCGUGCGAACACGUGGGAAGCCCAUGCCAAGUAUUAUGGCUUAGGAGGCAAGAUUGGAAACGAGAUCCUUGUCCAAGGCACUUGGUCGAACCCGAUAAAGAACCCCGGGCAGGAUGCUGGGCCCUGUACUGCGAGAAUCGGUGGCAUCGGCGGGGAUGCCUUCGAUGUCAGAUGCAACUGCAAGAUUACCGGUUCUGGUCCCCUCCGAUUCACCUCAACUUGCUUUGUCGAUUGGGGAGCCUCCGCCCGCAACGGUGACUGGGCGGGCGGCUUUUCCGUCGCUUUCGAAUGCAACGCCUUCAAUAGCUGUACGGGUCCCAAUGCGUACAAGGUUUCCGGGGCGCACUCUCGGUGCCAUAACCAGUCCGGCAACGUUUGCAAUGGAUUCCGUGUCACUCCCUAA